AUGACAACUUCGUCAAUAGCAGAGGAACAAACAUUUGUACAAACAUCAAUUGAAUAUAAACAUGUUGAUAAAAAGGAACAAGAUAUUGAUUUACAUCAAGCUAAUAAUUCGUUAUAUGAAUAUUCAUUUAUAAAUUCGAUUGAUUCUAUCAUGAAAAAUAUUGAUGAGUUGAUGAGUCAAAAUAGUUAUGAUGAAAUUUUGAUUAAAUUAUUUGAGAACAUGUGUAUAAUUCAUGGCUAUUCACAUUUAACAAUUAAUGCAGUAAAACAACUUAUUCAAUGGGCAAAAAAAGAUAUUCAAUCAAUUAAACAAUUUGAUAUUAUAUUGCAUGCGAAUUGUUUAAAUAAUAUUUAUAUUAGUUGUCAUUUAAUAAUAAAGCUGCUGAAAAAACAAAAGAAUAAAUUUAAUCAUAUUCCAAAUUAUUCAAUAACUCGUCAAUCAAUUAUUGAAUUUUAUCAUAACUUAAAGGUAUUUAAAUGUUGACAAAAAAAAUGAUAUAAUAGAGUAUAUUUCAUUGAACUGUCAUCAGUAGAUUCUUAAUACUUAGGGAUGAUCAUAUAGUGUUGCAUUAAAAAAUGAAGGGUUAUUGUUGUUCGAAGGAAAUAGAGCUAAAAAUGUUCAAAGAGAAUUAAUGGAACUCGUUUUGAAGAAUAGUUUUAUAAAUUGAACGGAUGUAUUUUGACAGAAAAUAAAGUCUUAAGCACACAAAAUAAAUUGCAAGUUUUUCAUUAAUAGUUAGUAGAAUUUAGCUAGAAAAAUAAAAACUGAAUUAAAAAAAAAAUAUCAUAUUUUUAUUAAGUGCCCCCCCCCCCCCCCCCCCCCCCCCCCCCCGCCCUCAAAAUUCGAUCUCAGCUCAGGAACAUCGAGAUGCCAUGAAACUUUGAGGAUAUGUUGGAGGUAUAAAAGUACGUCUAUGAUAAAAUUUUCAGCCUCCUGUCCUGAUGUAUAAGGUACCUACGAACCAAACAAGGGUUGAAAAAUAGCUUAUCGCAGACGUACGAAAUCUCGAUGGGUGUUCAUUCAAUAUGGUUUAUUGUUUUUUCAUUUGAAAGAUCAUGUCAGAAUGCAGUGCCUCUGAGGGCCCUUUUUUUAAAUUCUUAUCUUUAGUAAGAAAAAAAGGCUGCAUACAUUCAAUCACUCAAAAAAAUCAUGCUUGUAUUAUAAAGUCGCGUUUCAAUAUGAUAAUAAAAAAGCUUUAUCAAAAAAAGGCCCUCAGAGGCACUGCAUCCUGACAUGCUCUUUCAAACAAAAAAAAAAAGAUUUGACUUUAUAUCGAAUUAUAACUGACUUUUGGUGCGUAUGCGUAAUUCAACCAUCAUUUUGAGAAAAACGUGAAACAAUUUUUUAUGUGAAAUUUCCUAGAAACAUUGUUUAUUAUGUGAAUAUCUGUGCUUAGCCAAAGGAU
Rotaria sp. Silwood2 is the source of this 1405-nucleotide messenger RNA. The record is from the annotation of a GenBank genome assembly. Lineage: Eukaryota; Metazoa; Rotifera; Eurotatoria; Philodinida; Philodinidae.